CGUUCCUAUAUGCCUAUAGAUAAUUAACAACCAUACCUCUUCUUAUCCAUAAAAGAAUAUGAAACAAACAUAAAAAAUAGAAAAGCUCUAAAGACCCCUGUAAGAUGCUAGAUCGCGCGCUUAUCGUUGCGGUUGCAGUACUCGGAACUGACUGUCGCCGUUACUCGGUCUGAGUGUACUGGGUACUUCUUUUCAAAUAAUUUCAGUAUGUCAAAACAGGAUGGUCUACCUAUUCCCAAUGAAAUACUUUUGAUUCUAAUGCGAAAUCUUGAUGCGCCAGAUGUCAGAUCUCUGGGCAACACUUGUAAAAGAUUGAGGCAACUACUACUGUCGAAUAAAUCGAAGCUUUCCUGCCCUCAGCUUUCAUGGAAGGAGGCUCACCUCAGUUUCGGAAGAAGAAUUGUUCUUUUGCGAGUAGAUGCAAAACACGAGUACAAAAGACGCCGAAUAAGAGGCUCAGAUAUAUCUGCGCAAUGGGAGUUUACGGAAGAAUCAUUUACUGAGGACUUUGUCGACCUCUUCUUAAUGCUGUCGCCCGAAACUUUGAUCUUGAAGUGUAAAGAUCUGGAUGUGAAUAUAACAAGUGUCAUCAAGCGAUGUGUUGGCAAAUUAUCGGGAAAAACGCUUGCACUCGAAAUGGACAAAUGCUCCCUGCCUGAUGAUGAUUUUGCAUCAUUUUUGCGAUAUCUAUCUCCGUUCUCACUUCACCUUAGUGGUCACUUCGAUAGAAGCCUUUUGUCGGAUCAGAUUCUACCUCUCUCAAGUUUGUAUAGUCUGUACAUUGGUACAAAUCGUGCGGAUGUCGAAGCGCGAACAAGGAUCUCUGGUAUCACAGUGCGCAAAAUUGUCAAUAAUUGGUUCCAGAAUUACCCAUCACAGCUUGAUUCAAAAAAUCCUGCACCUUGUUGCGUGGAUUAUGAAAAACACGACUUUCUUAUUGUUCUGCCCGACUGUGAUCUGGAUUACAACGAGUUCUUCGCAUUUCUAAGGGAGCUAAUUGCUGUACCUCACCAUACACGAGAAUCUAUCACUAUUUACAGGCUACCGAAGACUUUGAUCCACGCUAUAGCAAGGAACUUGCCUACCUUUGAUGAUCUUGGACCGAAUUCAUGGGUCGGACAAGGUCUGUGCAGUCAUGAUGACAUAAAGUGGUCAUGUGCGCUAUUGUGCGAUUGUGGCGAGUUGCAUGCUGAUUACAACAUGGGUGCCGAUUUACCCACCGAUCCACUACGAAUGUGCGACACAGUCAGACUUGUUUUGGGAGUUACCGUCCACAAGCCAGGAGAAGCAGCUCUCCUCAUUCCCAAAGAGACACUUCUUCAUGUUCAAAUAACUCUAGCGGCUGGUUUCUCCAUGGUUGAAGCUGAGAUACCCAAAAGGCGUAUAGUCGACAUCAUGAAAAGAAGGAGAGUCCUCUAUUGUAGACGUCAACCAUCACUAUGAAAACUCCCUUCUUGAAUUAUGUGCCACGCAAUAAUGCUUCUGUCUUGCAUCUAUCAACUUCCUGAAGUCAUCAUGCUUUAUCACUUCAGUGUAUUUUCUGUUUGAUAAUUCACUUGAUACGAGGUUUGUAAAAAAUGAAGAGAGAAAAGUGUAAACAUGCUUAGAUUGUUGUAUAAUGAC
Molecule: messenger RNA, 1623 nt
Organism: Cylicocyclus nassatus
Lineage: Eukaryota; Metazoa; Nematoda; Chromadorea; Rhabditida; Strongylidae
Source: the annotation of a GenBank genome assembly